UAAACCUCGGCUUCACAUCAGCAAAUAAGGACAGUAUGGGUGACAAGGACAAACUGAUAUUAGCAGAGUCUGUCGAAGCUCCCGAAAAUGUGGUUAAAAAGGAUGCAACUUUGAAAGUACCUUGGUACUUUGCUAGUGGUUUUCUGCUUUUCUGGGGACUCCUCUUUUUCGCUGUUGUGAUACCGUGUUUCUAUCGUUUACCCACGGCUCUUACAUUGGAGGACGCAAAGAAAAAUGUAUUCAUAACAGAACGCGCAUACAAAAAUCUGUAUAAAUUUUCUAAUAUUGGUAACAAAUUGGAAGGCAGUACGCAAAAUGAAGUUGAGGCAGUAAACUUUAUUUUAAAUGAGCUGGCACAAAUCCACGAAGUUCUCCUGGAAGACUACUUUGAGAUGGAAGUUGACGUGUCACGAGCAUCUGGUGCAUUCGUAUACAAAACCAUGCUAAACAUGUACCAAGGCGUUCAAAAUAUUGCUGUAAAACUAACACCGAAAGGUAGCACAAGCGAAACCUACCUCCGGUCUGCCGGUGAUGAUGGUUUCAUGGUAGUCACGAUGUUGGAAGUCCUGCGCGUCAUUGCAACCACUAAGCAAACCAUCGAACAUCCGAUAGUCUUUCUCUUUAAUGGAGCUGAGGAAAGUGCUAUGCAAGCAUCUCACGGUUUUGUAACUCAACACAAAUGGGCGCCAUACUGCAAGGCCGUCAUUAACCUUGACGCUGCUGGUAGUGGAGGUCGGGAAGUUCUAUUCCAAAGUGGCCCCAACCACCCAUGGCUUGUAAAUUACUACAAGAAUUACGUCAAACAUCCAUUCGCUACGACCAUGGCCGAAGAAAUUUUCCAAUCAGGAAUUAUUCCAUCGGAUACAGACUUUCGACAGUUUAAUUUAUUUGGCAACAUCCCAGGAUUGGACAUGGCACAGUGCAUUAAUGGAUUUAUCUACCAUACAAAAUAUGACUUGAUUGAUGUGAUUCCUCGUGAGUCCUUGCAAAACACCGGUGACAAUGUUCUUGGCCUGGUUCGAGGCUUGGCAAAUGCAACCGAACUACACGAUACAGAGGCUUACAAGAGUGGACACGCCGUCUUCUUCGAUUUCCUGGGACUCUACUUCGUUCACUAUUCUGAAACUACGGGAGUAUCUCUGAACUAUGGCGUUGCCGGAACUGCCCUUAUUUUGAUAUUCGUUUCAAUGUGGCGCAUGGCGGCUGUUUCCCAAGUAUCCAUAUGCCACGUGGUGUGCUGGUUCAUAUUGGUCCUAAUCAUUCAAAUUAUUUCCUUUGUAUUUGGAUUGGCUCUUCCUAUAGUCGAGUCAUAUAUAUUUGACAAUUUGGGAUUAUCGCUCACUUACUAUAGCACUCCAUUGUUGGUGAUCGGUCUUUAUGUUUGCCCCUCACUCAUUGGCCUCAGUUUGCCUAUAACUAUUUACUACGGAAUCCAGCGCAACGAAAAAAUUUCAACAGCUUAUCAUCUUCAACUGGCGUUGCAUGCUCAAGCGCUCAUCCUGGCUCUUCUAGCCGUUGGCAUUACACUAUAUGGCUUGCGUUCUGCAUAUAUAUUCGUUAUUCCUCUGAUUUUUUACGUGGUAUCUUUGGCUAUCAAUUUGUUGACUACUCUGCACGAUCGUGGUUUUGCAUGGACGGGUCUGCUUAAGGCGAGCCAGAUAAUUCCUUUCUUAUACAGCAGCUACCUUUUUUACAUAUUCGUGGUAGUACUCACACCAAUGGGUGGUCGUUCGGGUAGUGCGACCAAUCGGGACUUGUAUAUUGCUGUCCUGGCAGCAGCAGGAACGGUUCUAUCAUUUGGAUUCUUGAUUCCGCUUAUCAACGCUUUCCGCAAACCCAGUCUUGUGGUUUUCUCUCUGCUCGCAAUCACAGCUGUUGCUAUGUACUUAGCCAGUAGCACACAAAUCGGUUUCCCAUACCGACCGAAGACCAACGGACAGCGCGUUGCAUAUUUGCAAGUGCGAAAUAAGUACUACGAGUACGAUGGUACUCUCAGCAAGGACGAGUCUGGCUACCUGUUUAGUUUUCAGGAUCGACGUGAAGAAGAAACUUUCUGGGGCCCAAAUCUGACUGGCUUAGUUAGCAUUAAAUCGAAUUGCGAGACCCACAUGAUGUGUGGCAUGCCGUUGUAUGAUUAUCGUUACACCCAGAGUAGAUUACAAAGCAAAUGGUUGGCGCGAUCUGAGCCUAUCGAACCACCAGCACCAUCAAAUUUGGAAUUGCUAAGCAAAACCGUGCUCAAUGAAACUACUGUGCGCUUUGAGUUUAAUUUGACAGGUCCCUCGCACAUGAGUUUGUUUAUUCAACCCUAUGAAGAUGUAGAGAUAAGCGGCUGGUCGUUCUUACGUAGUUAUCUUAACAAUCCACCAGCGGCACCUUUAUCAUAUCAUAUCUACCUCACAUACGGCAUUGAUAGUUCCCCCAUAAACUUUUCUUUGGAAAUUUCGAAACCUGAUGGCGACUUUAAUGUACCAUUGUUCCAACUUGGAGCGUCGAGACAUUUUAUUAGAAACCCGGGAGAUGAUAAAGCUGUGAAGUUCGCAUCUUCAUUACCCUCCUAUUGUAUAUUGGCCGAGUGGCCUGCACUUUAUGAACGUUACAUUUUUUAAUUAUUGAAGUUGCGAAAGAGAAACCUUCAAUUUACAAUAAAUAAAUGUGCAUA
Messenger RNA from Drosophila virilis, 2662 nucleotides. Its product is annotated as endoplasmic reticulum metallopeptidase 1-like. Gene Ontology annotation, biological process: proteolysis. NCBI's taxonomy places the organism in Eukaryota, Metazoa, Arthropoda, Insecta, Diptera, Drosophilidae. The record is from RefSeq and is a predicted model, not a curated record. Gene Ontology annotation, molecular function: metalloexopeptidase activity.